Molecule: messenger RNA, 411 nt
Organism: Symbiodinium sp. CCMP2456
Lineage: Eukaryota; Dinophyceae; Suessiales; Symbiodiniaceae
Source: the annotation of a GenBank genome assembly
AUGUACGUGCCGCAGCCUGGACCUCUCCGUCCCAGGGCCUCUGCCUUGGGAGUUCUUCUCUUGUGCGCGAGCCUUGGGCUGGGCUGGCGCAGCGCUUGGGUGCCGGGAUGGGGCGCCAGGCAAGUGGGCCAAGGCUCUCUGUGCUCUGAAGGACUUUGGCUGGACCACUACUGCGCCCAUGGAAUGCGACCUGCCGAGCCACCCAAUCUACUGGAGCAGAUCUCCGCCAUGGGCCCACCACCUUGGGCUUUUCUGCCUCCCUGGGUGCAGAUGCUUGCUCCGUUCGUGAUUAUCAUCGUCCUUGGAGCUGUGGCUCCCACCUUCUUUGGCCGAGCCCUUUUCGGAGCCCCACGCGGCGCAGACCUCUCCGAGUGGCUGAAGCAAAAGGCCAUAGAGGCGCGUUACACAUAG